UGUGUGCGUGCGCGCGCGCGCAUCUAUAAUGCUGCUGCUCCCAGAGACCACCUCAAUGCAUCCGAGUAAAACGCGACAGCACAUCUGAUAAAAAACAACAACAAACAAACAAACAACACGUUAUGGGCCAAGAUGGUGGAUUUAAAAGAUUUAGCGUGUGCUAAGAAGUCGUCUAAUUCCUGUCGGAGGAGGACAGAUGUUCUCUGGCUGUGAAAGAGCUUGCCUUUCGGAUGACAAUUGUGACUUCAGGCACAGGUGUUUGCCAGAGCCGACCACAUUUCCGUUUCCACCAAACAAGGCGUCAGUAACUGUGACAGCCGUGACAGCUCAGGCUGUCUGAGGACCAGACCAUGGGCUCUAGAGGAGUGGAGAGGCGCAAACCGGCCACCCCGGCCCAGACCCCAGAGGGCAACGUGGUGAUGAGCUUCAGCUUCGAGAGCUAUCAGCUAGAGGAAGAGGACUGCCAAGGCAAAGACAUUCCUGACAAAGGGGUGCUGGCUCUCUCUGAGCCUGUGUUAGAGGAACCGAUUCCGGAUGAUCGCUAUCAUGGAAUUUAUUUUGCUAUGCUGCUGGCUGGAGUUGGCUUCCUGUUACCUUACAAUAGCUUCAUCACAGACGUGGACUACCUCCAUCAUAAAUUCAAAGGGACAUCCAUUGUGUUCGACAUGAGCCUGACAUAUAUUCUCGUGGCUCUCGUUGCGGUGGUACUGAACAAUGUCCUGGUGGAGAUGCUCAGCCUGCACACCAGGAUUACUGUGGGUUACCUCUUUGCGCUCGGGCCGCUGCUUUUUGUCAGCAUAUUUGAUGUGUGGCUGGAGAAGUUUACCACCAACCAGGCGUACGCCCUCAACCUAAUAUCUGUGGGUGUUGUGGCAUUUGGAUGCACAGUGCAGCAGUCCAGUUUCUAUGGUUACAUGGGAAUGCUUCCAAAACGCUACACACAAGGAGUAAUGACUGGAGAAAGUACUGCAGGCGUGAUCAUUUCACUCAGUCGGAUCUUCACCAAGCUGCUGAUUAAAGACGAGAGGAAAAACACCAUCAUCUUCUUCCUCAUCUCCAUCAGCAUGGAGCUGAUGUGUUUCAUUUUGCAUCUGCUGGUGCGCAGGACACGAUUCGUGCGCUACUACACCAGCCUGGCACGUCAAGGCUUGAGCCACCCCAAAGACCGAACACACCACGGCAACCAGUACCACGUCCACCAUGACGUCAUAACAGAGGACGUGAGAUUCGACAAUGGUGCAGUGGGUGUUUCUCCUGCUGAAGAUGGCAGUGCAGAACCAGACUACAGUGGCAGCAGCACAUAUGUGAGAUUUGAUGUGCCUAAGAUGAAGAUAAAAAGGAGCUGGCCAGGCAUCAAGGAUAUGAUCCUGCAUCGGUAUGUGGUUGCUCGUGUGAUUUGGCCCUACAUGUUGUCUAUUGCUGUCACCUACUUCAUCACACUGUGCCUGUUUCCCGGCCUGGAGUCUGAGAUCCGCAACGCCACACUGGGAGAAUGGCUCCCCAUCCUCAUCAUGGCCAUCUUCAACAUGUCCGACUUUGUUGGCAAAAUCUUGGCCGCUUUGCCUUAUGAGUGGAACGGGGUGCGCCUGCUGUUUUUCUCCUGCAUAAGGGUGGUCUUUAUCCCUCUCUUCAUCAUGUGUGUGUAUCCUGUGCCAAAGCCUACACUCUGUCACCCGGCAUGGCCUUGUGUCUUCUCCCUCCUUAUGGGAAUCACCAAUGGUUACUUCGGUAGCGUACCCAUGAUUCAGGCUGCUGGAAAAGUGCCACCUGAGCAGAGGGAGCUAGCAGGAAACACCAUGACUGUAUCCUACAUGGCUGGACUGAUGCUGGGAUCAGUAGUUGCCUAUGCUGCCUACCGUUUCACUGUCCCAGGCUCGGGCUUCCACUCCGAAACCGGUUUGAACUUCACCCAGGGGUACUAAGAAGCCCUGCAGCACAUUUUCACCAAUCUGAUUAAAUUCUCUUACCAAAUUCCACAAGUAGCAAAUCAAAAACUCUGUUUACUUUGUCCCAGCUGUACUGCGGUGCACUUCUGAAUGUAGUAACGUAGGUAAAAUUCCUGCCAACACUAAAGACCUGUAUCUAUGCUUGAUUGUGUUGUUUAUUUAUGUUAUAUAAAGGUAUAAGUCUAGCUUCAGAAGGAGGGAGUUGUGUGGCUCAUGUCCUGUGGUGAAUUCUGCCUUGAUGUUCUCCUCUUGCCUUCUCUUGGUGAUUUGUUGGAUAAAGGUGAAAACCCCAAAUCUUUAAACAAAUCUUAAAAAUCUGUAUCGUCUUUAAUUGUGUAAUGAAUGUCGGACCUCUUUUGCUAAAGCAACUGAAUGUGAACCUCGACGAAUAAAAGCUUUUUUGUACAUUUUA
Hemibagrus wyckioides is the source of this 2358-nucleotide messenger RNA. It is a transcript of the gene slc29a4a, whose product is annotated as solute carrier family 29 member 4a. Gene Ontology annotation, cellular component: plasma membrane. Gene Ontology annotation, molecular function: monoamine transmembrane transporter activity; nucleoside transmembrane transporter activity. Bases 351 to 1922 code for a protein of 523 amino acids. The transcript is spliced from 12 exons. Gene Ontology annotation, biological process: nucleoside transmembrane transport. The record is from RefSeq and is a predicted model, not a curated record. Lineage: Eukaryota; Metazoa; Chordata; Actinopteri; Siluriformes; Bagridae.